Messenger RNA from Aspergillus steynii IBT 23096, 857 nucleotides. RefSeq names its product tubulin-binding prefolding complex subunit YKE2. Bases 73 to 453 code for a protein of 126 amino acids. The transcript is spliced from 4 exons. The record is from RefSeq and is a predicted model, not a curated record. Gene Ontology annotation, biological process: chaperone-mediated protein complex assembly; protein folding. Gene Ontology annotation, cellular component: prefoldin complex; cytoplasm. Gene Ontology annotation, molecular function: protein-folding chaperone binding. Lineage: Eukaryota; Fungi; Ascomycota; Eurotiomycetes; Eurotiales; Aspergillaceae.
GUCUUCUCCCCGCCAACGCCCCGCUCUCCCUUCCAUCCAUCUCGCUCUAUCGUCAUUCCAGCAUUCUUCACCAUGGCCGACGCACAGAAGCAAUUGCAGGCGAUCUCGGAAGAGUUCCAGAAGCUGCAGACCGAUCUGGACGGAUUGGUCGAGGCUCGUCAGAAGCUCGAGUCCCAGCAGCAGGAGAACGAGAGCGUCCAAAAGGAGUUCAACUCGCUCGAUGGCGAAUCCAAUAUCUACAAGCUUGUCGGCCCGGUUUUGUUGAAGCAGGAGAAGCAGGAGGCCCUGCUGGCGGUGAACGGACGUCUUGAGUUCAUCGAGAAGGAAAUCAAGCGGAUCGAAAAAGAGAUCGAAGCCAACCAGGACAAGAGCGAUAAGAAACGAGCCGAGAUCCUACAAUACCAAAGUCAGGUUCAACAGCAGCAGGCGGCUGCUGCGUCGGCAUCCGCUUGAACACGUUCUCACGACCCAAUACAUACUACGAGAUAGACCUUCAGCCUCCCGUCUACGGCUGUCAGUGAAGAACAUUCAGCUUGGAAUGGGAUCGAGGUCCUUGAACCCGCUACCAUAUCUGGUGCCGACACGAACGAUGAGCUUCAACUAGGUUGAAGCGCCGUGGGAGGGAAACGACUCUUCAAUUCGGGAGAAUUCAAUAAGGACUCCGACCUUACUACGCUUUGGAUUGUAGGAAUCCCUCAAAAGGUCAACAUGAAAAUUGAGAGAAAAAUAUAGUGAGUAUAAGGUGGGACAUUUUAGAAUACCCCAGUGAAUGUAAACGCGAGCAUACAAUCCUUUAUUUUCUUGCCGAGUGAUGGCUUAUACCAAAUCCUAUCUUCAUCUCGAUUUUAAUACUCAAC